Molecule: messenger RNA, 1560 nt
Organism: Ilyonectria robusta
Lineage: Eukaryota; Fungi; Ascomycota; Sordariomycetes; Hypocreales; Nectriaceae
Exons: 5
Coding region: 1-1560 (519 amino acids)
Source: RefSeq, a predicted model, not a curated record
AUGGACGCCUGCCCAGAGUUCAUCGGCAAUUCCGAUUUCUACGGCCUCGGCAUCCGGAUCGGCGUCUACCUCCAGUGGAUGUCGGCACGGAUCACCCUCCUCCUCGACCCGGAAUCGGCGCAGGCCACCUUCGAUGCAAACUCGACCUUUGUCUUCGCCAUCGUCAUCGCGACCAUCAUCGCAGCGCGACAAGGGGCAGACGCCAUCGAGAUGUAUCUGAUGCUGCAGUUCAUGCUCGGCUUCUUCGUCACGACUCUCAGCACGUUAGGCGUACGACUGUGGCUCAUGAGCCCCGACCGGCUUUCAAAGUUGGUGACAAUGACAAAAGCACUCGAACCUGACUACCCAUGGAUACCCACAAAAGCAAAACUUAAAGCUUUACUUGAACGCAUCCGACGGGCAACGGAGACGAUACAACGGCCUUGGCGACGUGAGAAGCCAUUGAAGGACAGGUUAGCGGAAUGGGCACGCAAGCUAUGGACGUGCAAACCACCGGUGCCCAAGCUAUCGGCAAGCGAUUUAUUCUCGGCCGAGUGCUUGCCCCUGGACUUGAAAGGUCUGUACCUGAUAUGGCAUCUCCGCAUGGAAUCGCCUCUCAAACUCUUAUCGCCCUUGAAGCCUCCUGGUCUCUCCUGGUCGGGGGUGGUUUGGAGGACAGCCACGGCCAGCAUGAUCGCCGCAUACAACCUGGCCUUUUGGUUCGACUCGGGCAACGGUGCGCAGCAACCAGCUAGACCGGGCUGCGAACGGCCCUACAUUUUCCUAUUCUCCAAACAGCAGCUUCAGGGUUCCGUCGUUGUCGUCUGUCAUGCAGCCGCCGUUAUCAUCGCUGUCUUUGUCUUUCCAGCAGCCCUGAUCCUUCUUCUAUUAACGACUCGGCUCUUCCUCUAUGCAUGCCUAUUCCUGUACCGUGACCUAAUUUACUUGGGCUCGCCGCAGGAGCACGGGAUCCCUUUCCGGGACACGCUUCAGCGCUACUCGCCGGUGCCCCUAUUCUUUGGCCCGUUUGAUGCAUUCAUGGACGUACUCGAGUUCUUCACCACACCCAAGAGCAAGGCCGUCCGGUUUUCCGACAUCAUCAAGGUCUGUGUUUCUCUGGGGACAGGGGAAGUGAAGGACGCCAGGUGCCGUCACUGCACCCGCAUUCCUGAAGAUGACAUCCCCAACUGUCAGUGCAAAAACAGGCCUAAUCACCGAAUCUUCUGUUCCCUGUGGAAUGGCUGCGUUGUCCUGAGCAUUGCAUGGUUCAUCACCAGCAUCGAGCUCACAAUCCGCUGGAAUAAUAUACGCAACGUCAACAACAUCGAUACGACGGGACAGCUGAUCCCUUUGAUCAUCGGUUGCGUAAGCACGUCGCAAGUAGUUAAGAAGUUGAUUCUUUUGGCUUUUGCAAAGGCAUACCCCGACUGGGCAGACGUAAAGCUCGAGGUGGAGGAUGGCGUGCACGGCCCCGUGAUCUUCAAGAUCGUCAAGAAGGAGGGUACCGGCGAUCCGGAGGAGGAGAUCACGGGUGGUGAUGAUAUUCGAGACGGCCAAACUGAGGGUGUUGUUACCGCCUAG